AUGGCGGAGGUGGGGGGGGUCUUCGCCUCCUUGGACUGGGAUCUGCACGGUUUCUCCUCGUCUCUGGGGAACGUGCCCUUAGCCGACUCCCCGGGUUUCCUGAAUGAGCGCCUGGGCCAGAUCGAGGGGAAGCUGCAGCGCGGCUCGCCCACAGACUUCGCCCACCUGAAGGGGAUCCUGCGGCGCCGCCAGCUCUACUGCCGCACCGGCUUCCACCUGGAGAUCUUCCCCAACGGCACGGUGCACGGCACCCGCCACGACCACAGCCGCUUCGGAAUUCUGGAAUUUAUCAGCCUGGCUGUGGGGCUGAUCAGCAUCCGGGGUGUGGACUCUGGCCUGUACCUAGGAAUGAAUGAGCGAGGAGAACUGUAUGGAUCGAAGAAACUCACACGUGAAUGUGUUUUCCGGGAACAGUUUGAAGAAAACUGGUACAACACCUAUGCCUCCACCUUGUACAAACACUCGGACUCGGAGAGACAGUAUUAUGUGGCCCUGAAUAAAGACGGCUCACCCCGGGAGGGAUACAGGACUAAACGACACCAGAAAUUCACUCACUUUUUGCCCAGGCCAGUAGAUCCUUCUAAGUUGCCCUCCAUGUCCAGAGACCUCUUCCGCUAUAGGUAAUGGACCUCUGGUGUGACCUCUGUGACCCAUGUAUUCCGUGGCCACGGCUGGCCCUGCAAGCACUAUAUGCAUAGCUUUUCGAUCCUUCCUUUCUAUCAAUUUAGAUAACUGAAAAGCACUUACUGUUCAACUUGAC
Molecule: messenger RNA, 760 nt
Organism: Jaculus jaculus (lesser Egyptian jerboa)
Lineage: Eukaryota; Metazoa; Chordata; Mammalia; Rodentia; Dipodidae
Gene: Fgf16
Product: fibroblast growth factor 16
Exons: 3
Coding region: 1-624 (207 amino acids)
Biological process (GO): positive regulation of cell population proliferation; animal organ morphogenesis; fibroblast growth factor receptor signaling pathway
Cellular component (GO): cytoplasm
Molecular function (GO): growth factor activity; fibroblast growth factor receptor binding
Source: RefSeq, a predicted model, not a curated record